GGUCACUCUGUGAAUAUUUAAUUUAAUUGUGUCUGAAAUGACCGGAAGUCUCAAUGAUUGUGUCUAACUUGACUCCAGUCUGCGUCUCCGUGAAGCGCCGCCGCUUUCGCAAUAGCAGCGAGCGGCAGCGGCGCGUCCCCGACCCGGUGUCUGACAGUCACAUGGCUAAAUAUGGGUGCAGAGGGCUCGGCUUGCCGGUCAGAUACCCAACACAGAGGGGGACAAGUUUUAACGCUGUAAGAUAGCUUGUUGAUUACGAAAAAAGAGGAACACAUAUCCCUGGACAAAGUUUGGCUUUAUCGUGUGACUGCUGCCGCGCCCGCAGGGAACUUUCGCUUCUCCGUUAAGUUUGUUCCUGAAAAACGCUGCAUGUUUACGUGACCGUCGUUGUUGAAACAAGUCGGGCAGGGUCUUCCUUUCUUUUUUAUUAGUGUGCAGCUUCAGUGUCCGUCGCUUCAUGACUGGAAUCAACUGCGCAACAAGUUUUUUUUAACUCUCCGGUUGUUGUUGUUGUUGUUGUCGUUGGCGCCCCCGCCUGAACAGCUGACUUACAGGCCGGGCGGCACCUGAGGCGGCCGCGGAGCUCCUCCAUGGGUUGAUCCCCUCUCGGUCUGGAAGAUGAUCGGGUCACCGGACCUGCUGGCCUUCACCGCGGCGGAGGGGUUUGGAGAGGAGGAGGGUCAGGAGGCGCAGGGUCUACCUGAAGAUCUCUCUGUGCCCCUGUUACCUCCAUCCAACCCCUGGACCUCCGCAGCACAGUUUCACAGAGACUUCAUACUGGUGGCUGAGUUCUCAGAACAGGUGGGACCGAAGCCUGUUCUGACGAUACCAGACGACCCCCGAGUCAUCGGCUCGUUUGACCUCAACCACUUCUCUGUUCGUAUCAUGUCAGUGGACUACCAGGCGUCAGGCCCCGGCCCCGCCCCUCCUACAUCCCCCGGCCCCCGCCUCAACUUCAGCGAGGACUCCAAAGUGAUCCUGGGGGAUUCGGCGGAGGACGCGUUUGCCUACGUUCACCACGUGACCCUGUACGACCUGGAGGCUCGGGGCAUGGUGCGUCCUUUCUGUAUGGCCUACGUGUGCUCGGACCAGGCGAAGCUGAUGGAGAACUUCUCUGAACUGUCGACGGGCUUCUCUCAGGCGUCCGAGAGCCUCAAGACGGGAAACAGACAAGCGUUUUCUAUGGAGCUGCAGAGAAAACUACAAGAGCUCGAGUACACACGGCUGACGCUGCAACAGGAGACGGAGCUUCCUCAGAAGGUGAACAGGUUUGCAGAAUCGGGCGAGAAAACCGAAGAGCUCGAAGCUGUCGAGCGUUCCAUCUUAAACCACAGAGACCUCCUCCGCCAGGUCACUUCCUACCCAAACAGGAAGCUCAAACAGCCCGACUUCCUGCCCUACGACCCUGCCGACUCGCUCACCGAUCCGACUGCGUUACUGCCUCCUGAGCCAUGUCCUCCCACCUCCCUCUCCAGCUCCCCCUCCUGCAGGUCCGAGCACCGUCUGAAGCAGCUGCAGGAGCUUUGCAACUCUUACUUCCUGUCCCUGAUGAAGGAGCAGCUUGCUGACACAGAGCGCCGCCUGCGUGGCGACAGGAGCGCACUGCGCACUGCUCGUGUCACACGCUCGCUGUCCAGGAGGCUCACGCUCACCAACUUCCUGUUUGAGCUUUGGACCCCAGAGGAUGGUGAGGAGGAGGAGAGGGAAAGCACUGAGGCAGAGACACAGAGGGCGACAGGGAGUAAGAGCGGCGGCGAGCCGUUGAACGCUGAACCACUGAGCCUAGAGUCUUUCUGCUCCUGUGUGGAGGAGAUCCCAAUCAAACUGGUGGCAGGAGAAAGUGGGACAGUGAGCCCUGACCAUGACGUUGCCAUGGAGAUGACAGGAAGUGUGAGCAGCAGCGACAGCAUUGAAGUGCUGGGAACGGAGAAGUCUUAUCGGACGCAGCAUGACAUCAUUGGAUCUGACAGCAGAGAAAUACACAUGGGGAUGUUGGACACCUCUCUCAGGCGUGCAGGAGUGGAGGCAGGCGGCAAGCGAGUUCGAGCGUACGCCAGACGGGCCAACAGCGAGGACAGCAUCGAGGUCCUGAGUACAACCGAGUCCAUCUUUCCUGACGACCUCACUGCCAUCACAGAGGAGGAAGCAGAGCACCAACCUCUGAGUAACGGCCUGCAGGAGGAUGAGGAGGAGGAGAUACUGACAGAGUGUAAAUGUGAUGACGUCCACAGAGUGGAAGAGACGAUCCGAGAGGAGGAGUCAUUGGAUGAAACUGUUCUAGAAAAUGAAAGUGAGCUUUCUGUCCAGGAAGGUGAAGGUCGAGAUGACAGAGAAGAGUCUAUAAAGCAAAUAAAUGUCACUAGUGAGGUCACGAUCAAAGAGGAGCCGGUCACUGAGUGUUUGAAGAGGAAUCACGUCCAUGAAGAUGACAGUCCAGAGAGUAUUUCAACGACGCUGCAGGUCGUGGAAGCAGCGGAGUCGCCUGAAGUUCAUCAAACUGUGCCUGACCUCCAGGUGAACUUUGCCCCACCUGUUGCCCUGCCCGAGGUUGAACGAUGGUCUCCUCCCUGCGCUCCCCUCAGGCUUCUUAGUGUCGACGAAGCAUCUGACUGCACCAGCUUCACCGGCUCCUCAGACCUCCUCUCUCCCACCCAGAACGUCCACGGCAGCACCCGCUCAGAGAAGAGGAGGAGAAGGAAGGCUGGACUCAGAGCCCUCAGGUUCCUGAAACAGAACUCAUUCUCCCAGCAUGCCGUGUUCUGUCUACUGAGCGGCCGGCCGCUGGUUGUCAUCGGAGGAGACGAGGUUUUGGUGAGGAAGCAGGUGGACGCCCUUAGUCUCUUCCUGCCUGCUCCUGUUGCUGAUGGGAGUGCUGUGAUGCCGAGUUUGACCACGCCCCUUCAACUGACCGACCUGCUCACCUGGAGACUGAUCGGCAUACACAGAUCACCCUCCAGUUCUUCGUCCAGCGUGCUUCACUCUCUGACUCGCUACAGUCGUUAUUUGGCCCUGCUGGACCUGGACCAGAAGACGCUGCGCUGUCCGUCAUACUCCGGCUCUCUCAUCAGCAGACUGGCGGAUCCUCACACCAGCAUCAGCCGGGGGAUCACAUACCUGCUGCACCUGGAGAGCUGCCUGACAGCGCUGGCCAAUCAGGCUCUGCUCCACACGUUUAAUCCUUCUUUCCACCGUCCUGACACUGCUGAUGGGAAUAACGUUGCACGAGGAGACGACUUCCUGUUAUCGCGAGGAUUCUGCAGCAGUGAGAGCGAUUUGAGAGUGAUGCGUUUCCUGUCUGACCUCGUCAAACAGCGUCACGCAGGAUGUGGCCCACCAGUUUUAAGAUUCUAUUACAGCUCGAUGACACUCCAUAGAAAUACAGCCGCAACAUAGAGCGCUCAUUAAGACACUGGAAGAACAAAAACAAGAGGCCGACAUUAAGAUGGUCCGCACUGGUCUCUGUUUUACUGUCACCUGCAACUUUGAACAUAUGAAGACACAAGAAUCAUGUUUUUAAUCUGCUGUGUUACCUGUUAGUGUUUAUGCAUGAAGCCUGGUCGUGUAUCACUGGACAUUAGUGCACUAGUGCCUCACAAGCACCAAAGACUUACAUGCAGGUAGUCUGAUACACCUGAAGUAUAAUACUGAAGUCCAAUACUUCAAGUAUUGGACUUUUUAUUGGAGUGUUUUUAAAAUGUAGGAUUAUCACUGAAUUACACAUGAAUUUUGUGUAAAUUAAGAUAUUUGAGCCACUUGUGAACACAAGUUACUGUUCAGACGACGUGGUAUUGUGGGUUUUGUGGAUCUUAGUAGUUCACAACUAAAUGGAGUGUUCCUUUUUUUAAAAAUCUUUGUUGGGUCUGUUGCUCUGUCAUCCAACUUUUUAAUAAAUAAUAAAAAAUAACUUAUUUGGCAUGUUUUUGGACAGCUGACAGUAUAAAGACAGACAGAAACAAGGUGAUCAAUCAGUCACGGAACAAAGAUCCUGAGCUUCAAUCAAAUCAGGGUUUUAUGUAGUUUGUUAUAUUGUCUGUUUAAACAACAUUUAACCGGCUUGACUUCAUUUUUUAAUGGGUUCAAUUGAACUGUUUGCAGUAACAUGCAGCUGCAAGAUUCAACAUGAGUCCUCUGUUAAUAAAACAAACAGCUUCAUCAUAAAGAAAUCCUUCAACAUUUUGGGAAAUUCACUUCCUUUUAUCUUUAUUAUAUAGACAUGAUGACAUCUCAGCAAGAAAACUAUUAAGUUAAUUUCUGAAAAACGUUAAACUAUUUCUUGAAGUGCCGCUAAACCAAAUGUACCAUAAAAUGACCUCAUGGUCCAACCAAAACAAAACAUUUUUCUCAUUUCUUUCAGCAAAUGGGGAACCUGAACAUUCAUUUCAGUUUUUAAAAUAGAUUUUCCAGUUUAAUCUAAUUUCUAAGUAAAAUCAAAAUGUGUUAUUGAAUGUGAAUAAAUUAUUUUAGCAUUUAUAUGUAUAAAAUAUCGAAGCCUGUGUUAUCAGAUUGUCAAACAGUCAAACACAGUUUGUACAUCAGUUAGAAGUUACUGUAAUUGUCAACUUCAGUUUGCAGAAAAAUAAUCUUUUAUAAGAAGAAUUGAGGCAGAAAUUUUAAAUUAAUUUACACAUCAUUACAUUUGGUUCAACUUAUGUUCAUAACAAGCUACAGAGUUAUAUGAGCAGACAGUUAAACCACACAGUGGCUUUAAACCUCAGUUAAACUAAAAACAGGUUUUAGUUGAACCGUCCAGGUGCAUUUAACGACAACAACUUUGCUUAAACUCUAAACUGCAGCUGAGCUGAUGACAGAGCAACACCUUCCUUUUGUUUAACACUGGAUUUUAAUGUGUAUGCAAAUAUGAGCCAAUUUUAGUGUGUGUAUAAUUAUUUUUAAAAUUAAAAAUUAUAUAUGUUUCACUUGGACUCAUUUUUAAGCAGUUUUGAGCAACCAACACGUUAUUUUCCUUUUCUAUGAUUUCAUUAAACCAGUCAAUGUUCCCGUUUAUUAAUCAACAUUACAUCAUUGCCUCUUAUGAACAUUUAUGAUGACAAUGAAUAUCAAAAAGUACAAAAACACCAUUCGAUGGAAAAAAAAAAAAAAAAAAAAAAAAUCUCUCA
Messenger RNA from Thunnus maccoyii (southern bluefin tuna), 5117 nucleotides. RefSeq names its product Smith-Magenis syndrome chromosome region, candidate 8b (gene smcr8b). Gene Ontology annotation, cellular component: guanyl-nucleotide exchange factor complex. Lineage: Eukaryota; Metazoa; Chordata; Actinopteri; Scombriformes; Scombridae. Bases 619 to 3393 code for a protein of 924 amino acids. Gene Ontology annotation, molecular function: GTPase activator activity. The record is from RefSeq and is a predicted model, not a curated record. The transcript has 6 exons.